Musa acuminata AAA Group (dessert banana) is the source of this 3038-nucleotide messenger RNA. Its product is annotated as chloride channel protein CLC-d-like. Gene Ontology annotation, cellular component: intracellular membrane-bounded organelle; membrane. Gene Ontology annotation, molecular function: voltage-gated chloride channel activity. Gene Ontology annotation, biological process: transmembrane transport; chloride transport. The coding region runs from base 386 to 2719 and encodes 777 amino acids. The transcript has 23 exons. The record is from RefSeq and is a predicted model, not a curated record. Lineage: Eukaryota; Viridiplantae; Streptophyta; Magnoliopsida; Zingiberales; Musaceae.
CGCUUCUUUAGGCAUCUCUGGCCGCAAAUGGAGUCAAGUGGGAUUCGUGGAAAUCUCCGGGACGCAGUGGGAAACGGUGACUCGUGGUCGACGGUCACCAACUACAGCGACACAGACCGGAAACCUCGUUUCGCUCCUUUCCCCGGUUCAUCGACGGCUCUCCUACGCUACCUCAGUUUCUUUUUCUUGUUUCCUUCUUCCUCCGGAACAAGGGAUAUCCUUCUCUCUUCUUACCCUUCCGCGUAGCCCUGCCACCACCAAACCCUCUCGCUUCGCGGAUCGCGCCUUCAGCUCUCGCAGGGCGAGCGGAGGAGCGGUUCCGAUCGCUUCGUGGGAUCAGAUCUAUUGCGAAUCGAGCGGUUCGUUUGGAUCUGAUCCCAUCCCCAUGCUGUCGAAUCACCUUCAGAACGGGAUCGAGACGGCGCGACUCGUAUGGUCCCGCCUGCCCAGCUCCGAGGAGGGCGAGAGAACCGAGAUCGAGUUACCCAGCCAGAGCCGUGGCGCUGAGAGCCUCGACUACGAGGUGAUCGAGAAUUACGCCUACCGGGAAGCGCAGGCACAGAGAGGAAAGCUCUGGGUUUCAUAUUAUGUAGUCCUCAAAUGGUUGUUCUCUUUAAUCAUCGGUAUCGGUACUGGUUUGGCUGCUGUGUUCAUUAAUCUGGCUGUCGAAAACUUCUCAGGCUGGAAAUAUGCUGCAACUUUCUCUAUAAUACAGCACUCAUAUUUUGUGGGUUUCUUGGUGUACAUAUUAUUCAAUUUGGGUCUGGUCUUUUCUUCCGUCUAUAUUGUAACAAAGUUUGCACCAGCUGCAGCAGGAUCUGGUAUACCUGAGAUUAAGGGUUACUUGAAUGGAGUGGACACACCUGGAAUCCUUCUUUUUAGAACAUUGAUUGGGAAGGUUUUUGGAAGCAUUGGCUCUGUUGGUGGUGGGCUUGCUCUGGGUAAAGAAGGACCCCUUGUGCAUACUGGUGCUUGUAUUGCGUCUCUUCUUGGACAGGGUGGAUCCAAAAGAUACCACUUAAGUUCCAAGUGGGUACGUGUCUUUGAGAGUGACCGUGAUCGGCGUGAUCUUGUGACCUGCGGAUGUGCAGCUGGGGUUGCUGCUGCUUUUCGAGCUCCAGUUGGUGGUGUACUCUUUGCCCUGGAAGAAGUUACAUCAUGGUGGAGAAGCCAGCUUAUGUGGAGAGUGUUCUUUACAUCUGCUGUUGUGGCUGUGGUGGUAAGAUCUGCAAUGAACUGGUGCAAGAGUGGGAAAUGUGGACAUUUUGGUUCUGGUGGCUUCAUUAUCUGGGACAUAUCAGGUGGUCAAGAAGACUACUCUUUUCAGGAAUUACUGCCUAUGGCAAUUAUUGGGGUUAUUGGUGGUCUUCUUGGAGCAUUGUUUAAUCAGCUUACUCUUUUUAUAACAAGUUGGCGACGAAAAUAUUUGCAUAAGAAGGGAAAUAGAAUCAAGAUUUUGGAAGUUUGCAUUAUAUCCCUGGUAACCUCAGUUAUUUCAUUUGGAUUGCCACUUCUGAGAAGAUGCAGUGCAUGCCCUGAUUCGGAGAUGAGUCCUGGUAUUGAAUGCCCUCGUCCACCUGGGACAGAUGGAAACUUUGUGAAUUUUUACUGUGCUAAGGAUAGUGAAUAUAAUGAUCUGGCGACAAUUUUCUUCAAUACACAGGAUGAUGCAAUACGCAAUUUAUUUAGUGCAAAAACGUUCCACGAGUACAGUGCUCAAAGCCUUGUCAUUUUUUUGGUAAUGUUUUAUUCCUUAGCAGUGGUGACAUUUGGGACUGCUGUUCCGGCUGGCCAAUUUGUCCCUGGAAUAAUGAUUGGAUCAACUUAUGGACGUCUUGUUGGAAUGCUUGUGGUGAAAUUUUACAGAAAGCUUAAUGUUGAGGAGGGAACGUACGCUCUACUUGGUGCUGCUUCAUUUCUUGGCGGUUCUAUGCGAAUGACCGUUUCUUUAUGUGUGAUUAUGGUUGAAAUCACAAAUAACUUGAAGCUGUUACCCCUUAUCAUGCUUGUUCUUCUAAUAUCAAAGGCUGUUGGUGAUUUUUUUAAUAAAGGUCUAUAUGAAGAGCAAGCCCAAUUGAGAGGCAUUCCUCUGCUUGAAUCGAGGCCAAAACUUUAUAUGCGUAACAUGACAGCCAAGGAGGCAAGCAAGAAUCAAAAGGUCGUAUCCUUCCCUCGUGUUGUUAAAGUUGGGAACAUUGUCUCUGUGUUACGUGGCAACAAGCACAAUGGCUACCCUGUAGUAGAUCAGGGGCAGAAUGGAGAGACACUCGUCAUUGGUCUCAUUCUUCGCAGUCAUUUAUUAGUACUACUACAGUCCAAGAUGGAUUUUCAAAACAGUCCUUUUCCUUGCGAUAUGAGGGGAAUCAACAGACACAACUUCAGUGAUUUUGUCAAACCUGUCUCAAGUAAAGGAAUGUCUAUUGAGGAAAUUCAUCUGACUGAGGAUGAACUUGAGCUCUACUUAGAUCUUGCCCCUUUUCUAAACCCUUCUCCCUAUAUUGUGCCAGAGGAUAUGUCUUUGGCAAAGGUGUACAAUCUUUUCCGGCAGUUAGGACUGAGGCAUAUAUUUGUCAUUCCUCGUCCUUCCCGUGUUAUAGGUUUAAUUACCAGGAAGGAUUUAUUACUUGAGGAAAGUGAUCAUUCAGCAACGACGGAACUUCAAUCAACUAGUGUAAGAUCUCAGCAUCCUCUUCUUGAUAGUCUUCUCAACCAAGAAUAAAAGCUUUUACGGUUUACAGACUCUCUUUGUUUGCAUAACACAUGCUACCUUCACGCAGAGGAGCACAAUAUACCGGUUAACUCUGAAUUUGUAAUACUUUACGUCGAUAUUUUGGUCUCUCGUUGCAUCUUUCUUUACUUUAGGGAGUGAUGGUCGCUGCAGUUGGCUGCGGCCAUCCGAUUGCCGAGAACAAAUGUAGGCUUCUAUAAGCUAGAGGUUUAUAUUAUUUGAUUCUUACUGCGAGGUAAAGGGUUCUAAAAUUCUGCAUUGUAUGUAGAACACGUUGCCCAAUAUUUUUGUUCACUCGAUGCUGUUGCCA